This is a messenger RNA of Etheostoma cragini (Arkansas darter), 777 nucleotides long. It is a transcript of the gene tmem106a, whose product is annotated as transmembrane protein 106A. The record is from RefSeq and is a predicted model, not a curated record. NCBI's taxonomy places the organism in Eukaryota, Metazoa, Chordata, Actinopteri, Perciformes, Percidae.
AUGGUUAUAGCAGCAAAAAACAGCAAAUCCACAGAGGGACCUGAUCUGAAAGAAGGGAUGGAGGAGGUGAAAACCCUGAAGCAGUUCCCUCCGUACGGCGCCAUUAGUGGACACUCAUCAGCAGACACCUGUCCCACAUGUCGUGGCACUGGGCGAAUCCCCAGAGGUCAUGAAGACCAGCUAGUUGCUGUAAUACCGUGUAACGAUGCGAGGCUGAAACCCAGACGCACGAAGCUGUACGUGUGCAUCUCCAUGGCUCUGUGUCUCUUCCUUUGCUGUCUGAUCCUCUUCUUCCUCUUCCCCCGGAGUGUCAUCCUGACGCCUGUGUCUGUGUUGUCAGUCAUGGUCUACUUCACCCCGGAUACAACUGAAAUGGAGGUCACCGUGAGUAGCAGGAACACUAAGGCAUUGAUCUAUUUGCCAUGCAAUAAUUUCUCAUCCCUCAUUUUUUUGCAGGACACCAUUGAAAUUGACCUGCAUAUUACCGAUAAAGGCUUAAACACUUACUGCAAGUCGAGCUCUAUCAAGAUUCACACGUUAUUUCUGGAGCUGCAAAUGACUAUGAAUAUUUCCUAUCUCUCUCACAUGGAGCAGCUUUCCUUGAACACAUUUGAGUACAUUGACUGUGGCACCAAUUCAACAACCCCUCAUCCUGUGAGAUGAUGAAAUCAAAACGAAAAACACCAAAGUGGGAGUGUGAAAUGAUGAAUAUUCUGGCCGCAUUGCACCCUUUUCCUCUUUUGUGUCUGAUGUGACUUCGCAGAUGAAAUCUACUGU